AUGGCGACCCACGUAUCGGCCAACCCGACACCCACCAACGGUGAUGCGCGGGGACCCUUGAGCCACACCACUGCUGAAAGCAUGCCCGCACCGGCGCCCGUGAAUCGCAAGAAGCAGAAACGUCGACAGAAACAGGCCGCCCGCCUCGUGGAUCCACAUGAUGUCCAUGCCUCUGCGGAACAGGACUCUACCGCCGAUGACCGACAUUCCAAUGAUCAUGAAGUCGACAGUACAGAUUUUAAUCAUGCUGGAUCGGAUGAUGUGUACCACAAUGGAGUACAUUACGACCUGAGCGGACAUCCGAUAUCGAAUGAUUAUGACGACGCAACGAGCUCGAAAACAAAGAAGAAAAAGAAUAAGAAAGGCCGUUCUGACUCACGCACUCUCGCCGAUGGUAGCUCGACUCCUCUUUCCUCACCCUCCGCUACCUUCUCCCACCCUAUGCCUCCACACUCGCUGCCAUAUUCUCGCUUCCCUGCCAAGUCCGCCAAGGAAAGCAGUAUUUGGAAUCAAUCGUCUUUGGAGGAGCGCGAGAAUAUUCGGACCUUCUGGUUUGAGUUAGGCGAAGAGGAACGGCGUCAGCUUGUGAAAGUAGAAAAGGACGCCGUUUUAAAGAAGAUGAAAGAGCAGCAGAAGCAUUCUUGUAGCUGCACUGUCUGUGGUCGAAAGCGAACCGCAAUCGAGGAAGAACUUGAGGUCUUGUAUGAUGCCUAUUACGAGGAGCUUGAACAAUACGCAAAUAACAAUCAAGGGUCCUUUGACGAAGGCGCGCCGAUCAUCCCUCCACCUCGAUUAUACCAACCACCACUUCGAUCUCCUGGUCAGCAUACACGCACGCACGGUCAAUACCAUCCAUCAAGGGGCAGAGUUCAAGAAUUGCCCGAAGAUGAAGAAGAGGAAGAAGAAUUAGAAGACGAUUAUGAUGACGAGGAGGAGGAUGACGACGACGAAGAUGACGACGAGCUGUACAGCGAUGACGAGUUCGAGGACGAUGAAGCUCGCGCUGCUCGGGCGGACUUUUUCGCUUUUGGUAAUAGUCUGACGGUGAAAGAUGGUAUCCUUACUGUGGCAGAUGAUCUUCUCAAAAACGAUGGCAAACACUUCAUUGACAUGAUGGAGCAACUAGCCGAGCGUCGAAUGCAACGAGAAGAAGACACACAGUACAACAUAGCUGCUGCUCACCAGUCAUUUCAUGCGGGUCACAAUCACGGACCCCUUGACGAUGAAGACUAUGACGACGAAGAGGAUGAAGAUUAUGACAGCCAGGAGGAGGAAGAGUUCGAUGAGGAUGAAAUGGCAUGGAAGGAUGCUAUGACGGAAGAACAGCGCAUGCAAGAAGGCCGACGGAUGUUCCAGAUAUUUGCCGCUCGGAUGUUCGAACAACGUGUGAUGACCGCAUAUCGAGAGAAAGUUGCAGAACAACGUCAGAAGCAGCUCAUAGAGGAGCUAUUAGAAGAGGAGAAUCGAAACGAGCAGCGCAAUGCUAAGAAAGCACGAGAAGCCCUAAAGAAGAAGGAUAAGAAGCGCCAACAGAAGCAGGCUAAAGAGGAAGAGAAAGCUCGUCGUGAAGCUGAGAAAGCGGCUGAAGAGGCCGCGGUCAAGGCUGCCCAACAGAAAAAGCUUGAGGAACAACGAUUGAAGCGUGAGGAACAGCGCUUGAAGCGUGAGGCUGAACGUAAAGCUCAUGAAGAGGAGCGCGCACGCAAGGAAGCAGAGAAACAACGGCGCAUCAAGGAGGAGAGGGAACGACAAGCCGAAGCAGAACGCAAACAACGAGAGCAGAAGGAAGAGAAGAAGAGGCGCGAGGAAGAAAAACGCAAAGAGAAGGAAGAGCGCGAAGCUUACGAGAAGAAGUUGAAAGAGGAGCAGAUCAAGAAGGAUCGUGAGAUGGCAGCCAAGGUAGAGCAGGAGGCUAGGGAACGAUCUGGGAAACGAGAUAUCCAAGGAAGAGCCGCACCUCAUCCUGGCACCAUUCCUAUGCCUCCGAACUUUUCGUCGCACGCUGUUCCUGGCUCCGUCCAAUCCCCUCACUACAACAUGGCGUCUCCAGCCGCUCCUAAAGUUUCGACCCCCGCAAGGCCACGACAGCCGUCCCAGCAGGGUUCUCACACUUCUUCUCCUCAUUCUCAGCCGUCUUUGUCGGAGAUCUUCCCACAACCUUCUAUCUCUCCUCGUUCUAUGGCACAGUCUCACUCCGGAGCUAUCGGUAGUCGAUCGGGCCACCACCAGCAACCUCCAUUACACCAUCCUCAGCCUUCUGCUCCUUUAUCACCCCUGGGUAGAUCGCACCCUCCUGGCUUCCAGGCCUUUGGUGGGCUAUCUUCAAACCCACCAGGCCUGCCAGGUAUGGGCGGUCGGCCACUUGGGGCUCCUGACUUCCACAUGUACUCUCCCGGUUCAGCAAUGAUAAACCCUCUCCGCGCUUUCGCUGGGCCCGGUGGAAUCUCUGCGCCCCCUGGGAUUAAUGGAGUACGUCCAAUGCCUUCUGCCAGAGGAUUCCCAGCAGAUCCUGGACACGGUCUUCCUUUCUCUGGACACCAUGGAAUGCCUGGUGCAUUUCCUAUGCAACAACCGGGGUUAACAAAGACUCACUCAAGACAGCAGUCGGGAUCAUUUGAACGAUCUCCGCUAGAGAGUGGCCAGCCGUUCUCGUUUGCGCGACCUAGUCCUAUCAAGCGACCGUCGAGUGGCGCACAGGAUCAACAAGAAGGCGGCCAUACCACGUCACGCCGAGAAGUAGAUGCUUUGAGCAAUCAACUUGGUAGCAGCGCACUACUUGAUGAUACCGAUCCUCAUUACUAUGCAUCCAACUUAUCUCAGUCGUUGCCCGGAGCCACCCUGGCAGGGCAGUUCCCUGUCCCAUCGAGAGCUAGCUUCCAAGGGGCAUCAUUCUUCGCUGAUCCUCUAGGGUCGAAAGCCACCAAUUUUGGUAAUGGCUCCACUGGAUGGGGUGGGCCGUUUGGAAGUUCUGCUUUCCCCGCUCCGUCUACCUGGGGAACAGCAACUGGUAAGCCUUUCUUUGCAUUCCUUGUAUGUAAGAAUUCCCCUAACAAUUGGAUAGCGAGCGGCUGGCCGCAACCGCAGCCACAUAACUUCUUUGCUGCUGGUGGUCAUCAUCGUGGACAUACCCCUCGACCUGUUACCAUUCGUCUCUUGGUGAUCCAGGCCUGCAAGCACUUAAACACACUAAGCCCGCAGCCUGGCUCUGGAGGCUACCACGACGUGAAUAAGGUGCUUAGCCAGGUAGAGAAGCUGCGCCCUUCCAACGAGCCUGCUAUCAAGUUGGAUGAGAUGCUGGACAUCUGCGACACUGAAGGUAACCCCCAGAACGGCGGCGGAUCAUUCUCCAUUAAGGAAGAUGCGAACACCCGCUACGUCAAGUUCGAGCCAGAUACCAACAGCUCCGUACCCGGUCACCGUGGCAGUAUUGUUCCGGGUGAUAUUGGUAGCCCAGUCCCUGGUAAUAGCCACCCUGCUGGCUUUGGGGGAUUGAACACUGUGCUUCGGCAAUACUCCUCGCCUACCGCAGGAUUAUUUGGUGGGACUUCUUAA
This is a messenger RNA of Penicillium odoratum, 3552 nucleotides long. RefSeq lists its product as uncharacterized. The record is from RefSeq and is a predicted model, not a curated record. Bases 1 to 3552 code for a protein of 1183 amino acids. NCBI's taxonomy places the organism in Eukaryota, Fungi, Ascomycota, Eurotiomycetes, Eurotiales, Aspergillaceae. The transcript is spliced from 3 exons.